Daphnia carinata is the source of this 1780-nucleotide messenger RNA. RefSeq names its product protein fork head-like. The record is from RefSeq and is a predicted model, not a curated record. The transcript is spliced from 7 exons. Gene Ontology annotation, biological process: regulation of DNA-templated transcription. Gene Ontology annotation, molecular function: DNA-binding transcription factor activity; cis-regulatory region sequence-specific DNA binding. Bases 395 to 1546 code for a protein of 383 amino acids. Gene Ontology annotation, cellular component: nucleus. Lineage: Eukaryota; Metazoa; Arthropoda; Branchiopoda; Diplostraca; Daphniidae.
UGCCCCCAUCCAGCAGGUAAGAGUUUGAUGGGGUUGCGCGGCAGGUCGAGAACGUCCAAGCCCAUCCGCAAGAGAGCUACGCAACCACAAGGCUCUAACCAUCAGUGCUCUCGCUUGAAAUUAUAGAGGACACACUCGAAAAUCAUCUCAAUCCGACUUUAGCUCUUCUUCAAUCUCGAUCCCUCUUCAUCCAGCUUCGAUUACGUGUUCAUUGUUCUCCGAUACGGAUCCUACCAUCUGCAAUUUUGACUGGAAACUUCAUUUAACUGUCCAUGAAGUCAGGUUAAAAAAAAUAUAUAGAGUAGUCAAAUUUUGUGCGUGAAUACAGUGUGUGUGUUUACAAUAACAACAAACAAGAAAGAGCUUUGCUUUAUUUUAAUUCGGCCGGAAGAGGAUGCGUUUGCCCAGAGAUUCCGUUGGCGUCCCAGUAGCAGCAUCUCUUCGCCCAUCUUCAUCCUCACCGUCCUUGUCCUCUUGCAAACUGGUAGGCAACAAAGAAAACGUCCAGCCUCCGGAAGGGAGUGGUGGCGGCGGCAGCAGCAGCAGCAGCGAAUCUUCCACAGCAGCCAAUCUACUUUGGCUUUUGGAUUUCCGGUUGGACAAUCUUUUGCCCAAUGAUGGAAACAUCGCCGACAAGAUGGCUCACGUCCAAGUGAAUAAAGAAACAGGAGAUUCAGUGGCGGCAAACAGCGGUAGCAGCGGAGGAUCGGCCGGAAGAAGCGGAGGUUCCGGCGCGUCGCCACCAGCCGUCAAGCCUCCUUACACCUACACCGAGCUCAUUGAACAAGCUCUCAGCGAGAAGGGUCCUCUAACAGUCGCCGAAAUUUACCGAUGGAUUUCAGAGAGAUUCCCGUAUUUUAAAGCCAACGAUGACCGCUGGAAGAACUCCGUCCGUCACAACUUAUCCAUCAGCCCACACUUUAGGAAGAGCGUUAAAGCACGAACGGGCACGGGUCAUUUGUGGACGUUGGCCCUGCCCCCUUCCGCCCGGACCAUUGCCGCUAAUCUCGCGCAAAAAGCCAAAGAAAACAACGUCCAGUCAGAGGAAGUUCAGGAUGAAGUGGCUAGAGCUUGUAUGGAACUACUUCGCGCAGAGGGAUCACCAGCCGUUCAGACGACCGAAUACGAGCCACAACAGCAGGAUGGACGUAACAGUCCGUUGACAUUCGAAAGAGCUGCCGAGCUGAUGCUCGCCGAGAGCGGCAACGGCAAUUGUGAAGGUCGUGUUCACGUGGAAUUUCUUGCACGACCUCUACAACUGUUAGCUCACAUGGAAAAUGGCUCUUGCUCUCCAGAGUUUUUGAAUCCUAUUCCUCGUGAUGAAUUGAUGGAAGAAUCUGGAUUAUUCUCUAUAGAAGAUCCUUUCAAUUCUGAAAUGGAGGAUCCCCAUCAGAAUAACCAGUGUCAAAUUCAAGUGGUAACGGACGAUAACCAGAUGCAGACGGAAGAAGUCAAUUUUGACGCGUUCCCGCACGCGGUCAACGAUGCUACUAGCAUGCUGUUUGGUGAUGACUAUCCCCUCUCAUAUUCCUACGAGAUUCUAUGAACACUAUAUGACGAGCGCCCUAAAUCGAGAUAUUAAUAAUGUUUCAAUGUGCAACUUGGCAGGAGCAUGUCACCUGUUUUUUAUUUUUAUUGUGUUCUAUUUCUAGUCAAACUAUCAUGGAGCUCCUACUUUUUCUAUCAUAGGACAGUAACGUCUCUUUGGUUUUUGGUUCUCCUUUUUCUUACUAGCUUGAUCUUGUGUAAAAGUGAAUUUGUCAAUAAAAAAGAGAAAGCA